AUGGCCACAAAAACAACACUAAAAAGAGAUUUAGAAAUGACGGGCUUUAAUCCGAUUGUUAUGUUAAAAAAUAUUGAAGGUUGGAUACGUAAACUGGCCGAGAUCAGUAUAUAUAAAAGUCAAAUGCAAGGUUUGAAUAUAUUUAAAAGAUUGGUCAAUGAAUCUGUGGAUAUUUUGGAAAAAAAUCAUACAACAGAUCCCAGCCAUAUGCCAGAAGUAAAUAGUGCGUUAGAUUAUGCUUUAAAUGGCGUUCACCAGAACAGUCUAGCAGGGUCUGAAAUAUUACCGCAGAUGUUGCAUCUCUUUGCCGGGUCUUUUGAAACCACAUCCUCCACAUUGUUUUUGGUAGUCACAAUGCUGGCCAUGCAUCCAGAAUAUCAGCAAUAUGCGUAUGAGGAAGUAAUAAACAUACUACCCGAUGAUGAUGACACCGACAUCACAUUAGAACAGGUGGAUCAAUUGAUCUAUUUAGAAAUGGUGUUAAAUGAGACAUUGCGUGUUUGUCCCGUAGUACCCAUGGGUUUUCGUAAAGUUUCAAAUGAGGAUCUUACUCUUAGCAAUGGUUUAACAGUACCGGUUGGUCAAAUUAUUUGCAUUGACUUAUUUCGCUUGCAUCGCUGCAAAGAUAUUUGGGGUGACAAUGCAAACGAUUUUAAUCCCGAUAACUUUUUGCCUUCAAAUGUCAAUGCACGUCAUUCGUUCUCAUUUAUACCAUUUACAAAAGGACAACGUUCUUGUAUUGGUUGGAGAUAUGCAUUAAUAUUUGUCAAAAUUGUUUUGGCAAAAUUAAUAAAAACUUACAAAUUUUCGACAGAUUUUAAAUACAAAGAUUUAAAGUUUGAGAAUCGCAUUGCAUUAAAAUUAAUGGAAAUACCACAACUUCAUCUGGAACAACGAAAUAUUCGAAAAUAAAUUAUUAAAUGUAAU
Messenger RNA from Calliphora vicina (urban bluebottle blowfly), 927 nucleotides. Its product is annotated as probable cytochrome P450 313a4. Bases 1 to 912 code for a protein of 303 amino acids. The record is from RefSeq and is a predicted model, not a curated record. NCBI's taxonomy places the organism in Eukaryota, Metazoa, Arthropoda, Insecta, Diptera, Calliphoridae. The transcript has 5 exons. Gene Ontology annotation, molecular function: monooxygenase activity; heme binding; oxidoreductase activity, acting on paired donors, with incorporation or reduction of molecular oxygen.